Messenger RNA from Chelmon rostratus (copperband butterflyfish), 6165 nucleotides. It is a transcript of the gene xpo7, whose product is annotated as exportin 7. Gene Ontology annotation, molecular function: small GTPase binding; nuclear export signal receptor activity. The coding region runs from base 12 to 3332 and encodes 1106 amino acids. Lineage: Eukaryota; Metazoa; Chordata; Actinopteri; Chaetodontiformes; Chaetodontidae. Gene Ontology annotation, cellular component: nuclear pore; cytoplasm. Gene Ontology annotation, biological process: protein export from nucleus. The record is from RefSeq and is a predicted model, not a curated record. The transcript is spliced from 28 exons.
GUGAGAGGUGCAUGAAAUGGAGAAAAAUGGCGGAUCAUGUGCAGGGCCUCGCCCAGCUGGAGAUCCUGUGUAAACAGCUGUACGAGACCACCGACACCGCCGUCCGACACCAGGCGGAGAAAGCUCUGGUGGAGUUCACCAACAGCCCCGACUGUCUCAGCAAAUGUCAGCUGCUGCUGGAGAGAGGCAGCUCGUCGUAUUCUCAGCUGCUCGCAGCCACCUGUUUGUCUAAGCUGGUGUCUCGAACCAGCAACCCCCUGCCCCUCGAACAACGCAUCGACAUCCGGAACUAUGUGCUGAAUUAUCUGGCGACGCGGCCGAAAUUAGCAGCGUUUGUGACCCAGGCUUUGAUCCAGCUGUACGCCAGGAUCACCAAGCUGGGCUGGUUCGACUGUCAGAAAGACGACUACGUGUUCAGAAACGUCAUCGCCGAUGUCACGCGCUUUCUACAGGAUAGCGUCGAACACUGCAUCAUAGGCGUCACCAUCCUGUCCCAGCUGACGAACGAGAUCAACCAGGCCGACACGACGCACCCCCUGACCAAACAUAGGAAGAUAGCAUCGUCGUUCAGAGAUUCCUCCCUCUUCGACAUCUUCACUCUUUCCUGCAACCUCCUCAAACAGGCUUCGGGGAAGAACCUGAACCUGAACGAUGAAUCUCAGCACGGUCUGCUGAUGCAGCUGCUCAAACUCAGCUACAAUUGCCUCAACUACGACUUUAUAGGAACUUCCACGGACGAGUCGUCGGACGACCUCUGCACCGUACAGAUCCCCACGUCAUGGAGAUCAGCAUUUCUCGAUUCCUCCACUCUGCAGCUCUUUUUCAAUUUAUAUCAUUCCAUCCCUCCAUCCCUGUCCCCAUUGGUGUUGUCGUGUUUAGUUCAGAUAGCCUCUGUCCGGAGGUCUCUCUUCAACAACGCAGAGCGAGCAAAGUUUCUUUCACAUUUGGUGGAUGGAGUGAAGAGGAUACUGGCAAACCCACAGUGUUUGCCUGAUCCUAAUAAUUACCACGAGUUCUGUCGUCUGCUGGCGAGGCUGAAGAGUAACUACCAGCUGGGGGAGCUGGUCAAAGUAGAAAACUACCCCGAAGUCAUUCGCCUCAUAGCCAACUUCACCGUCACCAGUCUGCAGCACUGGGAGUUUGCCCCCAACAGUGUUCACUACCUGCUGAGUCUGUGGCAGCGUCUGGCAGCGUCGGUCCCCUAUGUUAAAGCCACCGAGCCUCACCUGCUGGAGACCUACACUCCAGAGGUCACCAAGGCCUACAUCACAUCGCGGCUCGAGUCGGUCCACGUCAUCCUCAGAGACGGCUUAGAAGACCCUCUGGAUGACGCCGGCCUGGUCCAGCAGCAGUUAGACCAGCUGUCCACCAUCGGGAGGUGUGAGUACGAGAAGACUUGUGCUCUGCUGGUCCAGCUGUUCGACCAGGCGGCUCAGACCUACCAGGAGCUGCUGCAGUCCACCAACUCGAGCGCCGCAGACAUCACUGUGCAGGAGGGUACGAGCCGCGCUCAGAUGGGGAUUCAAGCUCAAGCUCUAACUUGUCGGUUGACAUGGCUGGUUUAUAUAAUCGGCGCGGUGAUCGGCGGGCGGGUGUCGUUUGCGAGUACAGACGAGCAGGACGCCAUGGACGGAGAGCUAGUCUGUCGGGUGCUCCAGCUGAUGAACCUGACCGACUCCCGGCUAGCUCAGGCCGGCAACGAGAGGCUGGAACUGGCCAUGCUCAGCUUCUUUGAGCAGUUCAGAAAGAUCUACAUCGGCGACCAGGUGCAGAAAUCCUCAAAGCUUUAUCGACGACUAUCAGAGGUUCUGGGGUUGAAUGACGAGACGAUGGUACUCAGUGUCUUUAUCGGGAAAAUCAUCACAAACUUGAAGUACUGGGGCCAGUGUGAACCAAUCACCUCCAAGACACUCCAACUACUGAACGACCUCUCUUUAGGGUACAGCAGCGUGAGGAAGCUGGUGAAGCUCAGCGCGGUCCAGUUCAUGUUGAACAACCACACGAGCGAGCAUUUCUCCUUCCUGGGAGUCAACAACCAGUCGAAUCUGAGCGACAUGAGGUGUCGGACCACCUUCUACACGGCACUGGGACGCCUGCUGAUGGUGGAUCUGGGUGAGGACGAGGACCAGUUUGAACAGUUCAUGCUGCCUCUGACGGCGGCGUUCGAAGCUGUGGCUCAGAUGCUGAGUACGAACACCUUCAACGAGCAGGAAGCCAAGAGGACUUUGGUGGGUUUGGUCCGAGACCUGCGAGGCAUCGCGUUCGCCUUCAACGCCAAGACGAGCUUCAUGAUGCUGUUCGACUGGAUAUAUCCGGCCUACAUGCCCAUCCUGCAGCGAGCCAUCGAGCUGUGGUACCACGACCCAGCAUGCACCACGCCCGUCCUCAAACUCAUGGCUGAGCUGGUUCACAACAGAUCUCAGAGGUUACAGUUCGACGUGUCGUCGCCCAACGGCAUCCUGCUGUUCAGAGAAACCAGCAAGAUGAUCACAACCUACGGAAACCGCAUCCUGACGCUGGGAGAGGUCCCGAAGGACCAGGUGUACGGGGUGAAGCUGAAGGGGGUCAGCGUGUGCUUCGCCAUGCUGAAGGCGGUGCUCAGCGGGAACUACGUCAACUUCGGGGUCUUUCGUCUGUACGGCGACGACGCUCUGGACAACGCCUUACAGACCUUCAUCAAACUGCUGCUGUCCAUCCCUCACAGUGACUUACUAGACUACCCGAAGCUCAGCCAGUCCUUCUACUCCCUGCUGGAGGUGCUGACGCAGGACCACAUGAACUUCAUCGCCAGUCUGGAGCCUCACGUCGUCAUGUACAUCCUGUCUUCGAUAUCAGAGGGACUCACCGCGCUCGACACGAUGGUGUGCACGGGCUGCUGCUCCAGUCUGGACCACAUAGUGACCUACCUGUUCAAGCAGCUGUCGCGCUCCACGAAGAAGCGUCCCACUCCGAUGGCAACGGACGAUCGCUUCCUGCACAUCAUGCAGCAGCACCCGGAGAUGAUCCAGCAGAUGCUGUCCACAGUGUUGAAUAUCAUCAUCUUUGAGGACUGUAGGAACCAGUGGUCAAUGUCUCGACCUCUGUUAGGCCUCAUCCUGCUCAACGAGAAGUAUUUUGCUGACCUGAGGAACAGCAUCGUCAACAGUCAGCCCCCCGAGAAGCAGCAAGCCAUGCACUUAUGUUUCGAGAACUUGAUGGAGGGAAUAGAGAGAAAUCUACUAACAAAGAAUCGAGACAGGUUUACUCAGAACCUGUCUGUGUUCAGGAGGGAAGUCAACGACAGCAUGAAGAACUCAACAUACGGCGUCAACAGCAACGACAUGAUGAGCUGACAUUCCACACAGAGGAGUCUCACCCAGCUGCAGACAGAGCUCACCCCCCCCUCGCUCCUCCACAGCCUCCCUCCCUCCCCCCUCCCCGCAUCAGCCUCCCCCCUCCCCCCCUGGGCCCGGAUGCCCGGGGAUCAUCCCCCCCCGACGCGACGUCCAGGAUCGUUGAUGAACUUCGGCGAAUAGCCCCCACCCGGCCCCCACCCCUUUUUGAUAUAAACAUAUAUAAAUAUAUACAGAUCUAUUUUAAAGCGAUGGUCUGACGCGUCUGGCUGACUUAUCAGCGGAGGGGUCAGAGGGAGGGGGGGGGGGGCGCAUGUCUACGCACUCUGAAUCACUCGCAGGGAGGAGAGAGUGCCGAGGAGGCGAGGGGGGGUGAGGAGGGGACGAACGCCGUAAACGUAGUAAUCCGCUUCUGCCUGCCUUGUAUAGAAACACACAGAAACCAAGUGUACAUUUCUUUUGGUAACAUUUUGAACAAUGUUUAUAACGAUCGAAUUUAAAACAACGAUGAGUGGAGGAAAACAACAAAAAAAAAACGGUGUGAUUGAGCUUUUUACAGUGUAGUGAGUUAGUGCAACUGUCUGUCUGCGCGGGGGGGGGGGGGGGGGGGGGGGUCGACGGGAGCGCUACGGCCACAGGGCGUCAGGAGGAAGAGGAGCGCACACUAACAGGCAGGGAGAGGCAGAGCGUCCAUGUUGUACAUUUCCCUCGAGUUCUCGGGUCGAUCUGAUGUAAAUAACCACGUCCCUCACAGGCUUCAAAGGACACGUCUGCUGGUUUUCAGCCUCAUCCUCCCGCCGGCGUCUCUUCUGACGCCACGUCAGGUUAGCUGCUAACAGCAGGUCAGCUGCAUCGUGGGUAAUGUAGGCGGCAGGCUUUGAUCAGGUAGAAUGUCUUUAACUUCGGACAUGUUGGUUUGAUAAGAGGAUCAACAGUGAAGCAGCAGAACGAAGAUGUCAGUGCCUACAUUACCCAUAAUGCAACAGGACCGCGGACAGGUGGGCGGUAGAUUGUGCUGUGUUAUGCUAGUAGCAGCUAAUGUAGCCUGCAGCACAGGUGAGGUCUGGUCAGCUGAUUUUAACUCCAACAGCAUCUCUUUGGCUCUGAAACGUUGACGGAUGUUUCUUAAUAUUCUGACUUUUUAAAGAUUUAACGGCCCGAAACUUCUAGAAUUUUCAAGACACUCAAGAAAUAAAGCUGCAGCUAAUGGUCUGCAGCUGACGUCCUGCUGCUAGCUGCUAACAGCCUGCAGCUAACUGCCUGCUGCUAGCUGCUAACAGCCUGCAGCUGACGGCCUGCUGCUUGCUGCUAACAGCCUGCAGCUAACUGCCUGCUGCUAGCUGCUAACAGCCGGCAGCUAAUGGCCUGCAGCUGACAUCCUGCUGCUAGCUGCUAACAGCCUGCAGCUAACGACCUGCUGCUAGCUGCUAACGGCCUGCAGGUGACUGCCUGCUAACGGCCUGCUGCUAGCUGCUAACGGCCUGCAGCUGACGGCCUGCUGCUUGCUGCUAACAGCCUGCAGCUAACUGCCUGCUGCUAGCUGCUAACAGCCGGCAGCUAAUGGCCUGCAGCUGACAUCCUGCUGCUAGCUGCUAACAGCCUGCAGCUAACGACCUGCUGCUAGCUGCUAACGGCCUGCAGGUGACUGCCUGCUAACGGCCUGCUGCUAGCUGCUAACGGCCUGCAGCUGACGGCCUGCCAGCGGCCUGCUGCUAGCUGCUAACAGCCUGCAGCUAACGGCCUGCUGCUAGCAGCUAGCAGCAUUUUCAUUAUCUGCUGACCUGCAGAAUCUUUUCUCUAUUAGUUUAGAAAAUAAAACCCGCUCAUCGUCAUCUCGGAGCAAAAAGAGAAGAAUUCACACGUUUUGUCCAUCAGUCCAGAACCACCGAGAGAACCUUUACAACCCGACAGAAAUGCAGCAAACGUCACGUUAAACAGUUUGACGGUUCAGCUUCAGAACGACUUCCUGUCCUCGACUAAUCGACCGAUCGAUCAGACUCUUCUUCAGAGAAGCCGUAGGUUUCAUGACGUUCGUCAGGGUCCUGGUCUGCAGCCAGACCCGGAGCUAGAAUAGACCCAGCGAUGAGGCUGAGAACCAUCAGAGCUUCGCUUUUACACAGUCCCGUCUUGUCCACCACGGCGCUGCGAGACGGCGGCGUCCUGUCGGCGUCGUGUGCACACGCCUGCUCGUUUCCCCGCCACGACGGACGUGUAAACGACGUGGUCACAGCUACGUUUCCCCUCUGGUAGGCCGGGUGCAGGUCCACCAUUUAGUUUACACUCUGGAUUCCUGGACCAGGCUUUGGGACUGCCCCCCUAUAGGUCCUGCAGCGGAGUCCUUUUUGGUGUGUGUGUGUGUGUGUGUGUGCGUGUGUGUGUGCGUGUGCGUGCGUGUGUGUGUGUGCGUGUGCGUGUGUGCGUGUGCGUGUCUCAUGGUGCUGCGAAGCCGUGAUGGAGCUCAAACAGCUGAGUUCUGUGCCACCGUACAGGAUGAACGACGAUGAUGUUGGAGCUCCUUGAAGGAUCCAGUCUGGUUUUGAAGAUCUGAAGUCUUGCAUCGACCUUCGGUAGCAGUCAGAACAGUGUAAAAAGAAGCUGGAGUCUAUUAGCAACUUGUGUUACUCUCUACGAUGUUGCUGCUAACUGUUUGUGACAACUAGCUCAUUUCUAACCAUGUCAGCACUCAUGGAUGUUUCUCGAGUUUCUCAGUUUUGGUUUGUGUCCAUGAUGUGAAUGUGUUGGGUCCAUAGAGUGAAUAGCUGUUUGAGUUGUUUGGAUGUCUGCUACAUAUAGUGUAAGCUUUGUGACUGCAAAUAAACCUCAUUGAUUUUUA